Molecule: messenger RNA, 1847 nt
Organism: Phytophthora nicotianae INRA-310
Lineage: Eukaryota; Oomycota; Peronosporomycetes; Peronosporales; Peronosporaceae
Product: CAMK/CAMKL protein kinase
Exons: 1
Coding region: 313-1668 (451 amino acids)
Biological process (GO): protein phosphorylation
Molecular function (GO): protein kinase activity; ATP binding
Source: RefSeq, a predicted model, not a curated record
CGCUUGAGUCAAAUGACAGCGCUACGCUAGCGCUCGUGUUCGCCAACUACGUAAAUUUUCACAGGGUACUGCGAGUUCCCGGACGUUACGGAUCAGCAGCAGCAGCUUCAGCUUCCCUUCUCGGUGGUAUGUGGAUGGUAGGUCAAUAUUUUCUUCCGUGUACUUACUAGCAAUGCCGCCAGUGGCAGCCGCACCUCUGCGAGACCAAAGGCGGUGUUGAAGUCGCUUCCUCGAUAGCAGACGCGCUGGUUGUCUGCACAGUCAGAAACGAGGCCGUUAACCUCUUUGAGCAGAAGCGCCACGGGUGAGAAAAUGACCAACGGGGCCUUUCACAGGCGCGCCGAUGAGCGCUGGCCGCCAUUGAGCCCCAAUCCAUUCACUCUAUCACGGAGGAGCGGCGGCCGUGGGAUCGUAAGCCUCGUCUUCUCUCAGCAGCAGCAUCGCACCUCGCAGCGGCGGCAGUGGUCUCUUCACUUGAGAACUGAGCUCGAGAGCGACACGUCUCGCGACGACGUCUCUAAAGGCUUGGGCUCCUCCACCGAACAGGCCAUCACCUGCCUCUUACGUCCACCUAACCGAGGACGUCAUUGGCUCAGCCCAAUGGCCGCACGGUCUCCUCUACAGCAGCGGUCUUCUGAGUCGUCGAUCACGGACCGCACGCGCACGUCGUCCGGGUCUGGAUCCACCCGCGUAACACUCACGCGACGUCUGACAAAGCAAGUCUAUGUGGGCGCCAUGGAGGUGCCGCCCGACGCCGUGGGCAUCGACAAACCGGCCCCCGGCCAGCUCACAGUCGCGGUUAAAGUGCGGGCGCUCACGCUCGACUCGGACCGCAACGGCGGCGGCGGGUUGCGCACAUGGCAGGAAUGGCGUACAGUUCAGAGACUGCUGGCCCUCGAGCGUGAGGCCGACAAUUACGUGCUGCGUGCGUCGUCCGCACUCAGCAGGAACAGAAGCAACACCGUCGGGCGCAGCGUCUUGGACGGUCGACGUCACAUUGUCCGCUACUAUACCACGAGCGUGGAGAGCGAAUCGUUCCGCCUUAUUAUGGAACACUGUCCAGGCGGCGACCUGCUCUCUCAAUUGAUAAGUAGGGGGGCUCUGGGGCCACAGCCGUCGCAACGGGUCUCGCAACAGGAGGCGCGUCGCUGGGUGCUGCAGCUCGCACGCGGUCUACGGUACCUGCACGCGAGCGGCAUCGCCCACCGGGACUUGUGUCCCGAGAAUAUUCUCAUUAGUAGGACGGGCGACGUCAAGAUCUGCAACUUCGGUGCUAGCACCACCCGAGCAGCAGAACUCUCGCGCGACCGCGUGGCCGGCAACCUGCACUACACAGCCCCCGAAGCCGUGAGCGGCACCUGGUACGACCCCGUGCGUGCCGACGUCUGGUCGCUGGGUGCGGUUUUCUUCGUCCUGUUGACGGGGUCGCCGUUACUGCGACUCCCGUUCCCGGAGUGCCGCGGUUUCGAGCUCGUUAAGACUGUCGGGUGUCGGGGCGUGCUCAAGCUGUGGAAUAUGGACCAGCUCUUCUCAGCCGCGACGAUGGAUCUUCUGGCUAAAAUGCUCACGGUGGAUCCAGCCAAGCGACUGGGAAGCAUGAGGGAAGUAUUGGAGCAUCCAGCGAUGCUGGCCACAGCUCAUACAGAGCGUAGUCUCAUUGCUGUGUGACAGUGAAGGAAGAGGGCGAAGAGAAGAAGAUGAAGCAUUUAUCUAGAAGUGGGAGAAUUUUAACAGCGCGGCACCGACCAAUUGAUAAGCGCGUGCCGGCAAAUUGCAAGUAACAAGUGAAAAAAAAUUAUGUUAUAUGUCAAUGAAUAAUAAAGCUGAAUUCAAGACAUUCGCGGCCA